AUGAAGAGCAGACAUGAGAGGAGAGAUAAUGAUAGAGUGAAGAGCAGACAUGAGAGGAGAGAUAAUGAUAGAGUGAAGAGCAGACAUGAGAGGAGAGAUAAUGAUAGAAGCAGACAUGAGAGGAGAGAUACUGAUAGAGUGAAGAGCAGACAUGAGAGGAGAGAUAAUGAUAGAGUGAAUAGCAGACAUGAGAGGAGAGAUAAUGAUAGAGUGAAGAGCAGACAUGAGAGGAGAGAUAAUGAUAGAGUGAAGAGCAGACAUGAGAGGAGAUAUAAUGAUAGAGUGAAGAGCAGACAUGAGAGGAGAGAUAAUGAUAGAGUGAAGAGCAGACAUGAGAGGAGAGAUAAUGAUAGAGUGAAGAGCAGACAUGAGAGGAGAUAUAAUGAUAGAGUGAAGAGCAGACAUGAGAGGAGAGAUAAUGAUAGAGUGAAGAGCAGACAUGAGAGGAGAGAUAAUGAUAGAGUGAAGAGCAGACAUGAGAGGAGAGAUAAUGAUAGAGUGAAGAGCAGACAUGAGAGGAGAGAUAAUGAUAGAAUGAAGAGCAGACAUGAGAGGAGAGAUAAUGAUAGAAUGAAGAGCAUAGAAGACAUGAGAGGAGAGAUAAUGAUAGAAUGA
Molecule: messenger RNA, 615 nt
Organism: Lytechinus pictus (painted urchin)
Lineage: Eukaryota; Metazoa; Echinodermata; Echinoidea; Temnopleuroida; Toxopneustidae
Product: RNA-binding protein 25-like
Exons: 2
Coding region: 1-615 (204 amino acids)
Source: RefSeq, a predicted model, not a curated record